GUCGAGGAGACUAACGGAUUCGGCCGAUUCGUGCUGGGCUCCGUCAAAUUUUUGCACCCAUAAAAAAGUUUCUUUUUUUAGAGUUUUCCCUUGUCAGUUUUGGCAAUUUUGGCGAGAAAUUUUGGAGUUCUUUCAAGUAGAGAUACAAGAGAGAUGGCUCCGUUGAACCACCAGCAGAUUCUCAUGAAGAAGGCUCUGGCGAAGAAGCCCAAGACCAAGAGGAUCUCGGGUUUUGGCCUUAAACCCUCUGCGAGUCUCUUGAAGGCCAAGCAGCAGCCUCCGGCGAUGGUGCAGCCGAGGCGCCGCGUCCGUGUCCUGUUUGAGGACCCCGAUGCGACGGACUCGGACUCUGACGAGGAGGAGGCCGGCGCCACAACGGACGCUGCUAAGUCCAAGCGCUUCUCCUUCGAACUGUUCGUCGGGAAGGCCCCGGCAAAGCCGGUCGUCCCGGCGGCAACCGUGGCUGCAUACACCAACGGUGGGACGCCGGAGAGCUACCGCGGGGUGAGGCUCCGCAAGUGGGGCAAGUGGGCGGCGGAGAUCCGCAACCCCUUUACCGGCAAAAGGCAGUGGCUUGGCACCUUUGACACCGCCUCUGCGGCCUCCGCCGCCUAUCUGUCUACCUCCCGGAGCUUCGCCGAGGAGAAACGUCGCCGCCGCGGGCAACCUGUGGCCGCUUCUUCACCUGCUGCUUCUGCCACCACCACCCCGACGGCCUCCUCUUCGUCGUCCAUUUCGGCUGCUCCGUUCGCCCACUCCUCGCCGUCCUCCGUCCUUGAAGCCACCAAGCCAGCGCCGAAACCCCAGUCGCCAGAGCCGGCUCCAGCUCCCAUCCCGCCGUCCACUGAUGCCGCGCAGCUGCCGGACGACCCAGAGUUCUACCAGGAUCUUCUACGCGGGCUACAGCUGCCGGACAUCGACCCGAUGGACUUCCGUGCUGGGCUGGACGCCUUGGGUGUUUCCGAGGUGCCGUUUUGCUUGGAUGACGAACAGGACAUGCUGCUUGGAGACUUCGGGGACGAAGAGCUGGAGCUUGAUCUUGACCUCGACGACAUCGACGACGUCUUCCCGGAGAUGCCCGGCUGCGACCUUGGCUGUGGCAUGGACGACUUCCUGCAAACCGUUGAUUUCUGCGUGUGAAUUAAGUGCUUUAAUGUUAUCGUUGUUGGUGUGUUGGGCCUGUGAGUGUGCUUGGUAGAAGAUUUCUUGGGUUUUUUCCCCGGGCAAUCCAAAUAUGCUCGUGCCCAUGAGAUUUCUUUCCCAAAACAAAGCACAUUAGCGUUUGGAGAGGUAAUUUUGGUAGGUUACAUUAAGCUAAGUUAUAGCUGGUAUGAUACUAUGUUUUUACUGUUAUUUGGUAUGCUUGCAAAGGCAUUAUAGUGGACAAGUCAUUGAGCUGUUACUAUCAAGUUAUGGAAAGAAAAUAAGUUUUGCAUU
Molecule: messenger RNA, 1437 nt
Organism: Phragmites australis (common reed)
Lineage: Eukaryota; Viridiplantae; Streptophyta; Magnoliopsida; Poales; Poaceae
Product: ethylene-responsive transcription factor CRF3-like
Exons: 1
Coding region: 154-1140 (328 amino acids)
Biological process (GO): regulation of DNA-templated transcription
Molecular function (GO): DNA-binding transcription factor activity; DNA binding
Source: RefSeq, a predicted model, not a curated record